AAUGCUGCGUUAACAUGCUCUAUUAUACACCGGAAUUUUGUAAAAAAAUCUUUGGGCCGACGUAGCCUUAGAACCGGUGCUGCACAGCCCCACAAGACUUUCUGCUGAAAACAAGGUGUGUUCCGAUGCGUUUCACCCACGCUGAAAAAGAUGGUGAAGUACUAAAGCGAGCCGAUAACCCUACCAAGUCCUGCAAAGCUAGGGGAUCUCAUCUCCGUGUUCAUUUCAAGAUGGAUUGGCAAGGGCAGAAGCUAGCAGAGCAGCUCAUGCAGAUAAUGCUGGUGAGCUCUGCUGUGGUGGCAUUUAUUUCAGGCUAUGUUUUGGGCUCAUUUCAGAUAAUGCUGCUGAUAUAUGCUGCUGGCGUUCUAUUGACUUCUCUCAUUACUGUUCCCAAUUGGCCUUUUCUCAAUCGUCAUCCCCUCAAAUGGUUGGACCCAAGUGAAGCUGAGAAGCAUCCCAAACCAGUGUCUGCUAAUACUAGCUCAAAGAAGAAGGCUGGCAAGAAAUCAAUGGCAGAAACAAUGUCUGUAUCUCCAACGAAUUUUCAUCUGACAAUUAGCUCUUUACCAGCAUGCUGUUUUCUACUCAAAUGCAUCCACAGAGGACAGGUAUUACCUACUCAGUUUGAAUUGUUGCUUCAUCAGCAUCAUUGCAAUAGAAUCAUUCUAAGGGUUGGACUGCGGCAAUGGACUAUCACAGUUACUGAUCAUUCAUUCGAAGAAGGGUGGGAUGCUUUUUGUGAACACAACAUUGUUAAAAGACAUGACACGUUGUUGCUUCGACAUAGCGGGAAUCUGAUAUUUGAUGUCAUUCACUUUUGUGAACUACAAAAACAAGUUUUAUUGCCCUGGACAGUUCCCUACCAGACCUGUUGCACAUGAAUGUCGUUGCAUCACGAGAUGAUAUCCAUACACCUACUAGACAACUGCAAGUUGCUUCUUCGCUGAGACCAAAUUUCUGCCAGGAUCUAUCUGAUUCGAUUUGCUUUUAUCAAGUAUUUAACUCUGCAACUCCAAACAGUUUGAAAAUUCCACGCUUUAUUGAUCACUUCAUCAAUGGUUCCAAGACUCCCAUGUUACUUAUCAAUACUGGAAACAAAAGUACUCAGAUAGGUGUAAAACAUGAACGCCUUCACCAAAACUGGAGAGAUUUCAUUCUUGAGCAUCAACUGCAGCACAACGAAACUCUUGUCUUUGUUCCAGAAUCUGAAAACAUAUUUACAGCCUUGAUCUUCGACGAUACCGGAGUUGAAAAGGUUUUUCCUUGGUAUCACACAUUUAAUAUUUAUUCACAUGCUUAACGAAUUUAGCUGACCAUGCUGUGUAAUAUACCUACGAGUUAAAUACAUUACCGGUAAUUUUCGCUUCUACUUAGCUAAACUAUGCAGCCACUGGCCCGCGAUCCUUAAUACAUUACUUCUUUUUUGAAUUAAUUAAUAUUAAAAAAUUAAUUACUCA
Molecule: messenger RNA, 1457 nt
Organism: Coffea arabica (coffee)
Lineage: Eukaryota; Viridiplantae; Streptophyta; Magnoliopsida; Gentianales; Rubiaceae
Product: signal peptidase complex subunit 1
Biological process (GO): protein targeting to ER
Cellular component (GO): membrane; signal peptidase complex
Source: RefSeq, a predicted model, not a curated record